UUGGUCUGAUGCGUGAAACGGUUAGACUGAUGAAUGAAGCGGAGGCAAAUUUUACCUCAGUGGAACGAUUAAAUCAUUAUAUGAAGAAUAUAGACGCUGAAUCCAGCUCAUUUCGGUGCAAACCAAAUGAUCAAUGGCCCAAUAAAGGAGACAUAAAAUUUUCUGACGUAGAAAUGACGUAUCGGGAAUCAUUGGCACCUGUUUUAAAGAAUGUUUCAUUUGAUAUUCAACCACAACAAAAAGUAGGCGUUGUUGGACGAACUGGGGCAGGUAAAUCGUCUCUUAUUACUGCGCUUUAUCGACUAGUGGAAUUGAGGAACGGAUAUAUCAACAUAGAUGGAAUAGAUAUAUCAUUAAUUCCGCUAAAUGUUUUACGAUCUAGAUUAUCAACUAUUCCACAAGACCCGGUUAUGUUUUCUGGAUCAUUGAGGUAUAAUCUAGAUCCUUUUAACAAUUACACAGACGAUGAAUUGUGGAAUAGUCUAGAAAAAGCUAAUAUAAAGAAAAAAGAGCUUAUUUGUGGAUGA
Mytilus californianus (California mussel) is the source of this 527-nucleotide messenger RNA. RefSeq names its product ATP-binding cassette sub-family C member 5-like. The coding region runs from base 9 to 527 and encodes 172 amino acids. Gene Ontology annotation, biological process: transmembrane transport. The record is from RefSeq and is a predicted model, not a curated record. Gene Ontology annotation, cellular component: membrane. Lineage: Eukaryota; Metazoa; Mollusca; Bivalvia; Mytilida; Mytilidae. Gene Ontology annotation, molecular function: ATPase-coupled transmembrane transporter activity; ATP binding; ATP hydrolysis activity. The transcript is spliced from 5 exons.